GCCAGGGGAGGGAUGUUGCACCGCGCGGCUCCUCACCUCGCGAAUGUCAAAAAUUUGAAAAUGGAAUAGUCCGAGAGUGGAAGCGGUCUGAGUGCUCACUGCCUGUAUCGAUGUUUUCGCGAUACCUAACGUUAAGACUUAUUGAGUGUUGUGUGUGUAGAUUAAGUUGUGUAAUGAAUUUAAAAUAGCAUAGACAUAGAAUAAUAAUAAUAAACUAUUAUUAGUUUUCAAUAAAAAUGAUAAUAGUGUAGUUAAUAUAGGUGAUCUGUGCGAAUGUUUGAUUGCUGUGUCCGCCGCGGUCCCCAUUCAAGCGGGGUAACCUUGACACGGUUUCCCGCGCUAGCGUUCCUUGUUUUCCGUUGCACUCUCGCUUGACAUUUACCGCAAAAGAGUGCUCUUUUGCUAAUUAGCGUACGUUCUAUAAUUAGAAAGUACAUCGUUCAAAACUUAACGUUAGAACUUUAAUUUUUAUUGAGUAAAUAUUAUGCCGAUUAGAAUGUUUAAAAGGACACAAUGAGUGAAGUUAGGCUAUAUUAUAUAAUUCCUCUUCAAGUUUGAAUAUUAAAUAAGCCACAAAAUUGAAGAAGUUUACAAAGAUGAACCCCUUGUGACCGCUUUAGUGACGAGACCUCCGAUGCUAUCAAAAUGAGAGCAAUAGGCUUAAGCAGAGUCCUCAUAGAAGUUGGCAUCAUAGUUCUCACCAUAACAAAGCUGAAUGGCAAUGUAGUCACCGAUAGUCCAAAAAAUAGAGAGCCAAACGAAAUUUACCAAAGAGAUAGCCCAAAGGAGGUUCUGGAGCCGGAACUGUUACCAGUACUUCACGGUAACGACACUAGAUGUCGGAUAUCCGAAUACCUGUGCUCCAAUAAAAAAUGUGUUCCGAUAAACCGAUUUUGCGAUGGCUCCAACGAUUGUGGCGAUUCCUCUGAUGAACCAAGGCAUUGCACACGUUGUAACAGAACCUACUACGGCGAUAUUGGUCGGACAUACGAAUUAGAACUACACCGACCGAGAGAAGAUCUCGUUCCGUAUGUGUGUCUGAUCACCAUCACAGCACCUGGUGGAAUUCAUGGUGAUUUAGUUCAGGUACUAUUUGAUAGCUUCACGCUUGGCCGCUUUAUAUCAUUCACCGAAGAUGGUUGCCCAGAUGGCUACAUGCAGAUCCAAGAAACCAGUCGACCCCAAGUUGGGGGCUCUUGGUGCGGUACAUCAUGGGGUCCAUCAAUAUACUACAGCGAAACUAAAUCCAUAACCCUAAUUAUAAGACUCCUACAUCUAUCUAAAGAGCAGAAUAAUUACAAUUUCAAUUUCCGUAUGGCGUAUAAGGUUUUGCGAAAAGAGUAUGCAACAGUGCGGUAUGGGGGGACACCGCCUUCGGAACGACCCUUCUUUAAACUAAGACCACUGCCUUAUCCCGUAAACAUAUCACGUGGUGAAGAUACGAAUAUCGGAAAAGCGACAAAAACCCCGGAGCAUUACCUCGGGGAUCUGAUCUCAGGGACUUAUUGCUCGCGUAUAUUCAGUGACUGUGAUCGUAAAAACUGUAGGUUACAGUCGCCCAAUUUUCCAGGCGUUUAUCCUAGAAACUUAACUUGUUAUUAUGCAGUAAGACAACAUGAAGUACCUCAGGGAAAGCAUGCCUUAAUCGUCGUAAAACAGCCAAAUGGGCAACUAGUCUCUAUUAGAAGUCAGAAGGCUUUGUAUGCAGCACAACAAGAUAGAGGAAAUAAUGGAAGGGAACUGAAAUUUUGGCAGCAAUGUGAUGAAGUACAAGAUUACGUAACUGUGUAUGAUGGCUAUACGACCAGGGAUCCGGUGAUUUUAAGGUUCUGUGGUGGAGGGGUAUCUGUACCAGAAGCAAUAUCAAGUGGUCCCGAGUUGUUAGUGGAAUUCACAACUUCGCCAUUUGGAACGUUCUUGCAACCAGCAACUUCGCAGUCGCUGCACGGUUUUCAGUUAGAAGUUGAGGUCAGGUUUGUGGAUCAACAAUCGCCCACAUAUGCAAAAAAUAAAAGAGCUUGUGAAUUUUGGAUUAGGGGAACUGGAAGGGGUGUAUUGGAACACCCGCAACAUUCAUUGCCUCCAAACACAACUUGCUUAUAUCACAUGCAAGGAAUCGAUACUUCAGGCCCAUCUGGAAGAAAUAUAAUUUAUAGAAGAACGUCAUUUUCAGCUCCCAGAUUCAAAGUAUGGUUUUCUGUAUUGAAAUUUUAUGUAACAAAUGCUCUCAAUCCGAACUUGCCAGAGGAUGAGUACUGCGGAAGCCAUUUGAAUAUAUGGGAUGGUCCAAUGAGAAUAUCGCCCGGGUGCAGUGAUAUAUUUUGCGACAAAGAGAGAUCAGUGCAGAUGUCAAGAGCUACUUCACCUCAAUCAGUAAUUGUCGGUCGUCCACCAACAAAUGCGACGCUUGUAGCGAGGUUUUGUCGAGAGCGCGCCCCGCGUACAUGUGAACAUGCUUUGUUGAGAAAAUCCAGGGCUUGCGCGCGUACUGAAAGUUUUUUAUCAAAAGGAGAUUCAUUGACACUUGAACUCAAACUGACACAAGGAACAGCUUUAAAGCCUAUAUUCUUCAAAGCACUUUACGAGUUUGUUGAUUUACAUCAAGAUGGUGAACAAUGGGGACGUGGUGCUUGUUCAAGACGGUUUACAUCACGCUCUUUUCCAGAAGCUCCACCUGAUCCUCCUGUGACUUUCUCUUCUCCAAGGGAUGUAUUUUUAUACGGACGAGGAGGAUCAAGGAACAUUAGUUGUACAUACCGGUUUGAGGCAAAUCCCGGAGAAGUGGUCCGGCUUCGAGUAUGGGGAGUGCGAAGCGGUGGCCGAUUGUGUCGUUCUGUACAUUCAGCGCAUUCAGCUUGGUACAGGUGCGCGGGGGAUCCUACUGCAGCUGUCAGGGUCUUCGAUAGACCUUGGAAUAAUGCAGGCCCAAGGAUACCGAGAGACUGUUUGUGCAGUGAUACUGGCGAUUAUGAAUUCACAUCUUCAUCAACGGUAGCAGAACUGAAAUUCGAUGUCGUCAAUAUGUCGUCAGUAGAUGACUUCCGCUCUUUUGGUUUUGAAGCAUCAGUUGAGUUCGUUAGAGUCGACGUUCAAUGUGAGAGCACGCAUAGAGUAUUUGGAGCUAGUGGAGAUUUGAGACUAGCGUCCACGCAAUCUAUGGCCGAAUCGGAUCGCUGUGAUCAUCGGCCUUGGCUCAUCGAUCCUUCCCCUGGGAGAUAUCUUUACCUCCAAAUUCGUGGCAGUAUAAUCAAAGAACCUGAACUCGACAACUUUACUCUUCUCAACAAUAUAACUGUAGCACCUGAUUUGCGACAUUUGUGUAGAACACCGAAUCGUAUCGCAGUGUACGCUGGAGGAUUGUGGCCAAUAUUUAUAUGCCCUGAUCCGCCUGAUGAACAGAAUGAAGAAUUAGUAGAAAUAUUCUCAGAUGGAUGGUCCAAGGAAGUAGACCCGUUAGCUCGGCAUGUACUCGCGCCUGCGCCUUCACCAGACCGCUUCGAUCUGGACUGGCCGAGGUCUUUGUCUGUCGAGCUCAUUGCCAUAAACACUGGCUCCUAUUAUGUCACAUGGCUGGAGCUUUCUAGAAGACAUGCUAGUGCACGUGGUGGAGUAUUCGCUUUAUCAGGCGAUUGCGAGUACCGCUGCGCAUCGUUAGACGCCUGUAUAGCACCAGCACUAUGGUGUGAUGGUGUGGUCCAGUGUCCACAUGGAGAAGACGAGCGGCUGUCCCAGUGUUCCGCACUACUGCGGGUGCCGGCGCACUAUGCUGCCGCAAUGUUGGCAUUCACCAUUCUUGCGGCCUUUGCUGUGAUAGCGGCAACGCGUUCCUGCCGCCGCCGCCGUUCAGCUCUGCAACAGCGGCUCAAAAGUAUCUCCUCAGACACCGGGAUUUUCGACGAGAAAGAAGUGAUUUGCUGACCAAGCGAGGACUCCGUGCGAUACGUG
Molecule: messenger RNA, 3945 nt
Organism: Galleria mellonella (greater wax moth)
Lineage: Eukaryota; Metazoa; Arthropoda; Insecta; Lepidoptera; Pyralidae
Gene: Lrpl
Cellular component (GO): plasma membrane
Molecular function (GO): protein binding
Source: RefSeq, a predicted model, not a curated record